Thunnus maccoyii (southern bluefin tuna) is the source of this 2231-nucleotide messenger RNA. It is a transcript of the gene blk, whose product is annotated as BLK proto-oncogene, Src family tyrosine kinase. The coding region runs from base 220 to 1683 and encodes 487 amino acids. Gene Ontology annotation, biological process: cell surface receptor protein tyrosine kinase signaling pathway; protein phosphorylation; cell differentiation. The record is from RefSeq and is a predicted model, not a curated record. Gene Ontology annotation, molecular function: signaling receptor binding; ATP binding; non-membrane spanning protein tyrosine kinase activity. Gene Ontology annotation, cellular component: extrinsic component of cytoplasmic side of plasma membrane. The transcript is spliced from 14 exons. Lineage: Eukaryota; Metazoa; Chordata; Actinopteri; Scombriformes; Scombridae.
GAGAGAGACUUUCAAAAACAAAAUGAGCGAGAGAGAGUGACACACUGAAAAGCACUAAGUUUUCAAUAAGGAAACUGAAGACAUUUUACAUCUGGAGUACUUUUGAAGACACAAGCCUGGGACAAGUUCAACACCGGGUAUGAACUCUCAGACCAGGCCUAGCAGUGGGAGGAGUGGAGAUUGAAAACAGCUUCAGUAGAGCUCAUCUGCUUUAUCAGGAUGGGCUGCGCUUGCAGUGGCCAGAAACAAGAUGACAGUUUCCACAAAGGAAAACAAAACUCUCAUGCCUACCAAUCACCAAAUCACAUCGCACGAAGUGGAAACACCUCCUCUGAUAAUGAUGACAUCGUGUUUAUCGCACAACAUGACUUCAAAGCAACCAACGACAGUGAUCUACCUUUCAGAAAGGGAGACAAACUUAAGGUUUUGCAAGAAAAUGGAGAAUGGUGGCUGGCUCAGUUGUUGUCAACCGGACAGGAGGGCUUCAUACCAUGUAAUUAUGUAGCCAGAGCAGAUACGCUGGAGGUGGAAAAAUGGUUCUUCAAGAACAUAGGUAGGAGAGAGACUGAACGAAUGCUUUUAGCACCUGGAAAUAAACCAGGUGCCUUCCUGGUCCGAGAAAGUGAGACUUCUGCAGGGUCCUUCUCGCUGUCAGUCAGAGAUUCGGUAGAAGACCAAGGAGAUGUGGUAAAACACUACAAGAUCCGCACUAUGGACAAAGGUGGUUACUACAUCUCCCCCUCCAAAACGUUCCCAUCUCUACAGGAGCUGGUUAAAUACUACACCCGUACAGCAGACGGUUUGUGUCAGCGGCUGUAUGCUCCUUGUAAGGCUAAAGAACCCCAGCAGCCAUGGGCACAUGAUGAAUGGGAGAUUCCUCGAGAGACACUGAAAAUGGUGAAGAAGCUGGGGGCCGGGCAGUUUGGAGAAGUGUGGAUGGGUUACUAUAAGAGCACCCAGAAGGUUGCUAUUAAGACCUUAAAGGAAGGCACCAUGGAGCCUGCGGCCUUCCUUCAGGAGGCCAACCUGAUGAAGCAGCUGCAGCAUGACCGACUGGUGCGACUCCAUGCUGUGGUCACUAAGGAGCCCAUUCUUAUUGUCACAGAGUUUAUGAUCAAUGGAUGUCUUCUUGACUUUCUAAAAACAGACGAAGGGAAAAAGCUAAAGCUAAACAAGCUGAUAGAUAUGUCAGCACAGAUUGCUGAAGGCAUGGCAUACAUCGAGAAGAAGAACUACAUCCACCGAGACGUGCGUGCAGCAAACAUACUGGUCAAUGAGACCUUGCACUGCAAGAUAGCAGACUUUGGCUUGGCAAGGAUCAUCGAAUCAGAAUACACGGCUCAUGAAGGUGCUAAAUUUCCCAUCAAAUGGACGGCUCCCGAGGCCAUCAAUUUUGGCACGUUCAGCAUCAAGUCAGACGUCUGGUCCUUUGGGAUCCUCCUGACAGAAAUAGUCACCUAUGGAAGAAUACCAUACCCAGGGAUGACAAACCCAGAGGUGAUCCGGUGCCUGGACAGGUCGUACAGGAUGCCGUGUCCAGAUGGCUGUCCUAAGGAACUCUAUGAGAUCAUGAUGAUAUGCUGGAAGGAGAAGCCUGAGGAACGGCCAACAUUUGAAUUUCUGCAAAACAUACUCAACGACUUCUUUAUCGCCACGGAGGGACAAUAUGAGAUGCAGCCAUGAUGAAAGAAAACGUUUCCAGUUGUUUACUGAAGACAAUAAAAAGGCCUGAAGAGAGACUUGAACGGAUAGAGGAUCAACCAAAAAUCUUUAUGAUUGAUACAAUUUAUUUUUUUAAGCAAGUGAAAUGGACAUACCUUUUUAUGCCUUUUUUAUGAGUGAAUGUAAAAAGCUGUUUAUGGCUUCUCCUGUCUCUAAAGCAUCUGAAAGAAUGUCAGUGAUCACUGCAAAGUCAGAAAACAACAUUCAGAACCUCAAAGGCCUAAUUUUAUUACAUUGACUUUACUCCUGCCUUUGAUGGCUCCCACCCUUGACGGCAACCACAGAGCAUGAAGACACAUGAUAUGGAAAUACAAAUACAUGCCCAAAGUAAAACGACCUUUGGACCCGGGGAAGUCGGCAAAGGUAAAGUUGCAGAUUAAAUAUUUGCAUGGUACAGAGACGAGCAGCCUGAGAUUACAACCACGAUACUUUGCACUUUUAAAAAAAAAUUCCUUCUGUCAUUCAGCUGAUAUAUAGAAAAGAAAGGGCCUUUUAAAGAGAAUUUAUAC